AUGAAGGUUCUUUCGUAUCUGAUAGUUUUAGGAUGUCUCCUGAUAAGUUGUCAUACCAGCUAUGGGGAAAGAAUUUCGAUGGAAUCAGAAGAAAAUGCAAUAAGUGGAAAAUCCUUAGCACCUGGCUAUAAAUCCUGUCCACAGCGUUUGGGAGCAAAUAAUAUUGUUCAGAUUGAAGUUCCUGGCCUUUGGCCCUUUUAUGUCUCCUGCGAGUCCAAUAUCGCCGGACCAGGAUGGAUUGUGAUCGCACGUCGCUCAAACGAUAAAACGAACUUUUUCUUGAAAUGGGAAGAAUAUAAGCAUGGCUUUGGCGAAUUAUCUGGAGAUUUCUUCCUCGGAUUGGACAAAAUACAUGCCAUAACUGGAACACAGAACCACGAAUUGUAUAUACACCUGGAAGACUUUGAAGGACAAACUCGAUAUGCACGAUACGAUCAGUUUUAUAUUGAAAACGAAAACAUGCAAUAUCAACUGACAAAAGCUAAUGGAUUCUCUGGAGAUGCGGGAAAUGGUCUCGACUACCAGAAAGGAAUGAAAUUCUCCACCUACGACAAGGAUCACACUGGACACUGUGCAGUCGAUCGGAUGGGCGCUUGGUGGUAUAAUGGAUGCGCCAACAGCAACCUUUUUGCCCUUUAUUUGGGUGGUGAAUAUAGCACUGCAUUGGAGGCUAAGGGAAUGCAUUGGAAAUCCUGGCGUGGCCUGAGAUAUGCCUACAAGAGAAUGGUUAUGAUGGUGCGACCAACAUAAAUACUCCGCGAUUAAGCAAAACAUUUAAUAAAUAUCAAUUAAAUUUUAAAUAAAUAUAAACGUAAAA
Drosophila willistoni is the source of this 817-nucleotide messenger RNA. Its product is annotated as ficolin-2. The record is from RefSeq and is a predicted model, not a curated record. The coding region runs from base 1 to 750 and encodes 249 amino acids. The transcript has 3 exons. NCBI's taxonomy places the organism in Eukaryota, Metazoa, Arthropoda, Insecta, Diptera, Drosophilidae.